GUGAGCCCAGCGGGCAGCGAGCAGCCACCAUGUUCAGCUGGCUGAAGCGGAGCGGGGCGCGGGGCCAGCAGCCCGAGGCCAUCCGCACAGUGACCUCGUCCCUCAAGGAUCUGUACCGCACCAAGCUGCUGCCCCUGGAGGAACACUACCGAUUCGGCUCCUUCCACUCGCCCGCCCUGGAGGAUGCCGACUUCGACGGCAAGCCCAUGGUGCUGGUGGCCGGCCAGUACAGCACGGGCAAGACCAGCUUCAUCCAGUACCUGCUGGAGCAGGAGGUGCCCGGCUCCCGCGUGGGGCCCGAGCCCACCACCGAUUGCUUCGUGGCCGUCAUGCACGGCGAGACCGAGGGCACCGUUCCCGGCAACGCCCUGGUCGUGGACCCCGAGAAGCCCUUCCGCAAACUCAACCCCUUUGGGAACACCUUCCUCAACAGGUUCAUGUGCGCCCAGCUCCCUAAUCAGGUCCUGGAGAGCAUUAGUAUCAUCGACACCCCGGGCAUCCUGUCAGGCGCCAAACAGAGAGUGAGCCGAGGGUAUGACUUCCCAGCGGUGCUGCGCUGGUUCGCCGAGCGCGUGGACCUCAUCAUCCUCCUCUUCGAUGCCCACAAGCUGGAGAUCUCGGACGAGUUCUCGGAGGCCAUUGGCGCCCUGCGCGGCCACGAGGACAAGAUCCGCGUGGUGCUCAACAAGGCCGACAUGGUGGAGACGCAGCAGCUGAUGCGCGUGUACGGGGCGCUCAUGUGGGCGCUGGGCAAGGUGGUGGGCACGCCCGAGGUGCUGCGCGUCUACAUCGGCUCCUUCUGGUCCCAGCCGCUCCUCGUGCCCGACAACCGGCGCCUCUUCGAGCUGGAGGAGCAAGACCUCUUCCGAGACAUCCAGGGCCUGCCGCGCCACGCCGCGCUGCGCAAACUCAACGACCUGGUCAAGAGGGCGCGGCUGGUGCGGGUUCACGCAUACAUCAUCAGCUAUCUGAAGAAGGAGAUGCCCUCCGUGUUUGGGAAGGAGAACAAGAAGAAGCAGCUCAUCCUCAAGUUGCCCGUCAUCUUUGCAAAGAUCCAGCUGGAGCAUCAUAUAUCUCCAGGCGACUUCCCUGACUGCCAGAAGAUGCAGGAUCUGCUGAUGGUGCACGAUUUCACCAAGUUCCACUCGCUGAAGCCCAAGCUGCUGGAGGCGCUGGACGAGAUGCUGACGCACGACAUCGCCAAGCUCAUGCCUCUGCUGCGCCAGGAGGAGCUGGAGAGCACGGAGGCUGGCGUGCAGGGCGGCGCCUUCGAGGGCACGCACAUGGGCCCCUUCGUGGAGCGCGGGCCCGACGAGGCCCUGGAGGACGGCGAGGAGGGCUCGGACGACGAGGCCGAGUGGGUGGUGACCAAGGACAAGUCCAAGUACGACGAGAUCUUUUACAACCUGGCGCCCGCCGACGGCAAGUUGAGCGGCUCCAAGGCCAAGACCUGGAUGGUGGGCACCAAGUUGCCCAACUCGGUGCUGGGCCGCAUCUGGAAGCUGAGCGACGUGGACCGCGACGGCAUGCUGGACGACGAGGAGUUCGCCCUGGCCAGCCACCUCAUCGAGGCCAAGCUCGAGGGCCACGGGCUGCCCACCAACCUGCCCCGCCGCCUCGUGCCGCCCUCCAAGAGGCGCCAGAAGGGCUCGGCCGAGUGAGCUGCUCUCCCUCCAGCCCUGCUGUGGCUCCCCAGUUCCAGUCAAGCUGCACGCUCGCCUGCCUCUUCCCUGCCCCACACUGCCCCAUCCCUGCCUACCCUGCCCAGUUGUGAAGACCAAGGGGUCUCCCUUUAUCCUCCACUCCCACACCCCGGAGUCAAAGCUUCUAGUGGGGCCCCGGGGAGAGGCAAGACCCCGUUGCCCGCCCGCCUGUCCUUUGUAUCUCUAUACUUACACACACACACAAACACACACACAUCUAUUCUGCCUUCAUCCAAGUAUUUAUUGAGCACCUACUCUGUGCUUUGGGCCCUGUUGUUAAGUGCUAGGGAUCAAAGAACAAAAAUAAACUAACAUGCCUGCCAGGUGGAGCUGUCACUCUCAGCAGAGGGUACCAUCACAGCCAUACGCACGUGCACACACAC
Messenger RNA from Elephantulus edwardii (Cape elephant shrew), 2086 nucleotides. It is a transcript of the gene EHD2, whose product is annotated as EH-domain containing 2. Gene Ontology annotation, molecular function: calcium ion binding; GTP binding; protein binding. Gene Ontology annotation, cellular component: cytoplasm; plasma membrane. The transcript is spliced from 5 exons. Bases 30 to 1661 code for a protein of 543 amino acids. Gene Ontology annotation, biological process: endocytosis; endosomal transport. The record is from RefSeq and is a predicted model, not a curated record. NCBI's taxonomy places the organism in Eukaryota, Metazoa, Chordata, Mammalia, Macroscelidea, Macroscelididae.